AUGAAUCUUGGCGUCCUUUUCCUCGGAGCUCUUCUCUCCUUCGUGUCAGUCAAUGCUGGCAUCCGUACGAUCAACCACGACCAAGUGCAACCGUUCGAAGAGAUGGAACCAACCACAGACUCGGAGAAGUCUGCCAUCAAGUACAAACCGCAACUCCAUAUUUCGAAGGGCUGCUACCCGUAUCCUGCUGUUCAGGCCAACGGCGCGAUCAGUGGUGGCUUGAAAUGGUCUGGCUGGGCCAACAGUGACUGCGAAAAGCCUGUCCAAGGAUCCCAAAUCUACUCGCGGUCGGACUGGUACAAGGGCAAAUGGGCCAUUAUGUACGCUUGGUACUUCCCGAAGGGAGCGUUUCGUGCAUCCAAAUAUAAUAGAGGUCACCGCCACUUCUGGUCGUCUGCAAUUGUGUGGACGGACAACACGAAUCCUGACAACUCGACUAUUCUUGGUGUGUCCAUGUCCGGUAGCAAGGGCUACGUGAAGAAGCCUUCUCCGAAGACGAAGUAUAUUGAAAAAGGGACGACACUCAAACUGGAUUCCUACAUUGGUUUCUGGCUGUCCAACCAGGCCCUUCGUCUAACAAAAAAGUCGGGAGGAACGCAGGAUCUCGUCACGUGGGAACAGCUAACAGAUGAAGCGCGUGAUGCACUGAGUAAGUUUGACUUUGACGCUGAUACGUCAGACGCGAUUUUUUUUUCGUCAGGCGCGACGGUUGUGAUGCCGCUUGAGGAUGGCGUCUUCACAUCAAUUCUGGAGGAGUCUUACCCUUUUAAGUAA
This is a messenger RNA of Phytophthora nicotianae INRA-310, 774 nucleotides long. RefSeq lists its product as hypothetical. The transcript has a single exon. Bases 1 to 774 code for a protein of 257 amino acids. Lineage: Eukaryota; Oomycota; Peronosporomycetes; Peronosporales; Peronosporaceae. The record is from RefSeq and is a predicted model, not a curated record.